Messenger RNA from Euleptes europaea (tarantolino), 1867 nucleotides. RefSeq names its product histidine rich calcium binding protein (gene HRC). Lineage: Eukaryota; Metazoa; Chordata; Lepidosauria; Squamata; Sphaerodactylidae. The record is from RefSeq and is a predicted model, not a curated record. Bases 67 to 1767 code for a protein of 566 amino acids. The transcript has 6 exons. Gene Ontology annotation, molecular function: calcium ion binding.
UGUUCUGGAAACUUUACUGAGAUUUCUGGGUGCAAAAACUGUUGUUCCUGGAUCGUCUUUUCUGCCAUGGCUUCUCGGAAGGCCUGGGCACUAGGCCUCUUUCUCAUCCUGCUGUGCUCAUUUCAGCUCCCCAGAGCACAAGGAGAGGAGCAGCAGCAGCACCAUGAUCACCACCAUCACCUUGGAGAUGUACAGCAUCAUGCCGACCACCAUGAGGCUGAACACCAUCAUCACAAGGAACACCAUCAGCAUGAUGAUGACGACGACGACGACCACGCUACUCACCAUCAUGAAGCAGAACAUCAUCAAGGAAGUCACCCUCCUCCUCACGAUGAUGGUGAUGAUGAUGACGACGACGAUGAUCAUCAUCAUCACCAUAAUGAACUUCAUCAUGGAGAUCACCAUCACCAUCCCAGUGACCACCAUGAUGAUGACAACGAUGAUGAUGACCAUGAAAAGCACCACCAUGAACAUCACGACAGUCAUCACCAUGAUGAUGACGAUGACGAUGAAGAAAGUAAACACCACCAUGACCAUCAUGAACACCAUGGUGACCACCAUCACCAUCAUGAUGAUGCUGAUGACAAACACCAACAUCCGGAACAUCAUGGUGACCACCAUCAUCAUCCCCACGACAAUGAUGAUGAUGAUGAUGAUGAUGAUGACAACGACGACGAAGUACACCACCAUCACGACCACCACCAUGAACAUCAUGAUGAUGAUGACGACGAUGACGAUGAUCAACACCAUCAUCAUAAGCCUCAUAGUGACCACCACCAUGAUGACGAUGAUGAUGAUGAUGAUGAUGAAGAGCAUCAUGCUCAUAAACAUCAUGGUGACCACCACAAUGAUGAUGAUGAUGACGAUAAAGACCAUCAUAAGCACCACAGUGACCACCAUCACCAUGGCCACCAUGAUGAUGAUGACGACGAUGAUGACGACGAUGAACAUCACCACCACCCUCAUGCACAUCAUGGUAGCCAUCACCACCAACAUGGUGAUGAUGACGACGAUGAUGAUGAUGAUGAACAUGAACAUCAUCACCACCCUCAUGGACAUCAUGGUAACCAUCAUCACCACCACAGUCAUGAUGACGACGACGAUGACGAUGAUGACGAUGAUGAACAUGAACAUCAUCACCACCCUCAUGGACAUCAUGGUAACCACCAUCACCACCACAGUCAUGAUGAUGAUGACGAUGACGACGAUGAUGACGAACACCACCACCAUAAACAUCACAGUAAACACCGUCAUCAAAAAAAGGAUGACGAUGAUGAUGAUGACGAUGACGACGACGAUGACGAAAAAUCCCAUGGGCACCAUCACCAUGGUCAUCAUCACCAUAAAAAAAAUAAUAAUAAGGACAAAAAGCACCACCAUCAUCGCCGUGCUGAUAAGGAUGAUGAAGACGACGACGAUGAUGAUAAGGAGGAGGAAAGGCAUAAGGAAAAGCAUCGCAAACAUGAAGCUCGUGAGAAAGUUAAGAAGCACCACAAAGGCAAAAAAGAUAAUGAUGACGACAACGAUGACUAUGAAGUGGGCUCCCUCUGCCACUACUGCGCCUUCUGCAAGCAUUGUGAUGAAUGUGAGAAGUGCCCCUGUAAAGAAGGAGACCGCAGAGAAUUUUGUGGAAGCUGCCAGUACUGCCAUUACUGUUAUGUUUGCCCCGUUUGUGAGACAGCCUGUACACCUGGGAGCAUUGUAGAUGAGUUAUCAGGAGCAUUAUUUCAGACAUUUGCCACCAUCUUUGAGCGGCAGGAGCACUGAAGCAUCCCCUGGUGAAGAGGCCAUAAGGGGUGGGUGGGAGCAGGAGACCCUUGACCUUUAGGGCCAAACCACACGUGGUGAACCGUUUUGUAAUUCUCCC